GGAUCAAUUCAAGUCAUGCAGGUUGUAAGAAAUGCGAGGUCUUGGCUCCUGCGGUCAUGGACUCGGUCCCAGGGAACCGGGGCUGUAGCCCGGGCCCCAUGUCGGACCAUCCACACCGGCGCCCAGGAACUGCAGGACGCGGCUGCCACGCAGGAAGUUGAGGAGGCGACACCGAGCCGCGGCAGCUUCAGCAUUUACCCUCCAGUCCCAGGUCAGGAGAGCUCUCUGCGGUGGGCAGGAAAGAAAUUUGAGGAGAUCCCAAUUGCGCACAUCAAAGCAUCCUACAACAACACACAGAUCCAGGUCGUCUCUGCCACUCAUGUGCCCCUGGCCCGCACCUCCUGUGGCACAGAGGGCUUUCGGAAUGCCAAGAAGGGCACCGGCAUCGCAGCGCAGACAGCUGGCAUAGCCGCCGCCGCGAAAGCUACAGUGAAGGGUGUGACCCACGUCCGAGUCGUGGUGAAAGGCCUGGGGCCAGGGCGCUGGUCUGCCAUCAAGGGGCUGACCAUGGGGGGCCUGGAGGUGAUCUCAAUCACAGACAACACCCCCAUCCCACACAACGGCUGCCGUCCCAGGAAGGCUCGGAGGCUGUGAUAGGAGGAGGCCUGCACUUGAACUGACUUCAAGUCUCACAUCAGUGGACCUUGCAGAAGCUCAUGUCAGAGCUGUCUCCACAGGAGGGCUUGCUGGAACCCUCAGGCCCUCCUUCAGGGCAGGUUCACGUCCUUGUGCACCUCCAUCGACGACAAGAGGUGGAUGUGCCCACAAGUGAGACUGAGCCUCUCCAGACAGAAGGGAAGCUGCAGAUGCAGCUGUGGCCCUGGCUCUCUCUGCCCUCUGCUAUGAGAUAAUAAAAAUUAUCUGUACCAUCUCUAGUAAUUUUGAGUUUUUGCUCCCAGAGUAAUAAACAGCAAUCCCCACUUUCUCCUGAAAGAGAUUAUGGACUGAAGUGUGGCCCUAGGUGGAAGGGCCUGCUCUCCAGGCUCCUCUGGUGUCACGCACUUCCUUUGUAGCACCUCAACCCAGGUGGCCAGAGUUCAUCGUGCAGCUCUUCUCACUACCAACUUGUAAUUUGGGUUCAGAAGGAGAGAGCUUUUUG
Molecule: messenger RNA, 1099 nt
Organism: Castor canadensis (American beaver)
Lineage: Eukaryota; Metazoa; Chordata; Mammalia; Rodentia; Castoridae
Gene: Mrps11
Product: mitochondrial ribosomal protein S11
Biological process (GO): translation
Cellular component (GO): ribosome
Molecular function (GO): structural constituent of ribosome
Source: RefSeq, a predicted model, not a curated record